Messenger RNA from Cyprinodon variegatus (sheepshead minnow), 2362 nucleotides. It is a transcript of the gene p2ry8, whose product is annotated as purinergic receptor P2Y, G-protein coupled, 8. The transcript has 3 exons. Gene Ontology annotation, molecular function: thrombin-activated receptor activity. Gene Ontology annotation, biological process: blood coagulation; thrombin-activated receptor signaling pathway; positive regulation of Rho protein signal transduction. Gene Ontology annotation, cellular component: membrane. Lineage: Eukaryota; Metazoa; Chordata; Actinopteri; Cyprinodontiformes; Cyprinodontidae. The record is from RefSeq and is a predicted model, not a curated record. The coding region runs from base 151 to 1140 and encodes 329 amino acids.
CGCCACUACAUCGAGCUUAGACCCCAUUUCCUCACCAGCCUUCCUCAGUCAGAGUAUCUGUGCCUCCAUCUGCAACUGCCAAACACGUGCCCACCUGCCUUAUUUGCCUCUCCAGUUAAAAAGGUAAUAAGGGGCAAUUGCCAUCCAACCAUGAGGGGGAAUUCCAGCAGAACACAGCUUGAUAAUGCCACCCUAUCUCUGUUUCAAAAUGUGAACACCAGCUCUGUCAUUUCUGUUAUAUACAUGGUUGUCACCGUCAUCAACCUAGUGGGAAAUGGCCUAUCAAUUUGGCUCCUGCUGUUUCGUACGUCCCCGAAGACUCCAUCCAUCAUCUUCAUGAUUAAUCUAACUCUCACUGACUUGGCUCUUGGCUCUGCCCUUCCCUUUCAAAUCUCCUACCAGCUCCAAGGAUACAACUGGACACUAGGAUCCAAGAUGUGCAGCUUCCUGACCCUUGUUUUCUACACCAACAUGUAUUGUUCUAUCCUGACGAUGAUGGCCAUUGGCAUCGAUCGCUACCUGGGCAUUGUGAAGCCCAUGAUAUUCAGAAAGAACAAGAGGAGAAAGUCUAUCGCUGUUUUCAGCUGCCUCUUGAUGUGGGGGUUGGUCCUGGGUGUCCUGUACCCUCUCAUGACCACAGACCUGACUUUUGAUAUCCCUGAACUUGGGAUCACCACAUGCUUUGACGUGCUAAAGAAAUCAAUGCUCCCAACAGUGGGGGCCUGGGCAGCGUUCCUGUUCACCAUGGUGUUUGUGCUCUUCCUGUUACCCUUCUGUGUCACAAUGUUCUGCUAUGUUAGUGUCAUAUACAAGCUGUCUAGUGAUUGCAAGACGGUGCAGAAAGACAGGGCCAUACGCCUGGCUAUUGUCGUUCUUCUGGUUUUUGUGCUCUGCUUUGCUCCAAACAACAUCCUCUUGUUGACUCAUAGUAUCCUGAGGCUCUUCUAUAACAAGUCUUUGUACAUGGCCUACAAGCUUUCUCUCUGUUUUAGCUGUCUAAACAGUUGUCUGGAUCCUUUCAUAUAUUACUUUGCUUCAAAAGAUUUUAGGCAGAAAUUGAGACAGAUAUUGAAUUUGCACAGCCUGAGUAGCGCAGACUCUAUAAGGACAGAGAACAAAGAGACCUUGUACUCUGGAUAGUCAGAUUUAGAACCUACCAAUAAUACAAAACCUUAAAAAGACUUGUGAAAGAAGGAAAGUGACUAAAAUUAAGGCGGGGUUUGGAGAUCUUGCAACAUGUGUUCUUGUUUCAUGUUGCAAAAUCCUUUAUCUUUUGAACGAUAGGGGAAAAAUUGGUCAAUAACAGUUAAUAAAAUGUUACUUGUCAGCUCAAAGUCAAAGUUUUUCGCUAUUCCAUGAUCUGUAUUGAAGCAACUGGACAAUAGGUGUUCAACAAGCAUGUUUGCUGGAGCUUGUUCAUCAGUCCUUUUUCAUUUCUGGACUAACUUGUGACUUGAGAUUAACCUGCUUAGAUUAUUACCAAUAAGAAACAAAUUCACUGUCUUUAGUCUUCAAAUCUUACAGCCACAUCAUGCACAGAAAGAUAAAUAUUUAUGUUAGGACCAUAACUGAUGUAUGAAAGCCUUCUAAAUUGUAUAAUAGCACCUAACUAUAAUGUAACAAUUCAGAAACAUAUUAAUUGAAUAAGUUGAUAUAAUUGACAUUUAAAUCCAAUAAGAUCAUUGUUCUUUUUACAUUUUUAUCAUGUGUCUGUUACAACUGGUGAGGACUAUAUUUUCUAAAUGUGCUCAAAAUAUGACAUUUUCAUUAUUGAAUGUUUUGAACAGGUUAUAGUAAUGGAGAAGGACAACGUUUGAAGAGAAUGUUGCACAUUACUUAAGUAAAGUAAAACUUAGCAACAUUGACAAGGAAUGUUUUCUAUAAUUUUUCCUGGUAAAUGUGAAAGGGAACCAUGUUGUUUUACUCUGCAUUUAUGUUAUGUUAUGCUUUAACAGUGUUUAUAUUUUAGGUUUCAUUUAUAUGAUCUGGUACUACAGGUGACUUUCUUUCUUUCUUUCUUUCUUUCUUAUUCCCAAGUGAUGAAUGCAAUUCUUAUCUUACAGAAUUGUUAUUCUGUUGUGCAAAGUCCCACUUAAGCCAUCACCAUCAGUGGAUUAUUUUGCAAAAAAGUUUACCUGUCUGCUCAAACAUCACAUCAUGACUGUUUUUACUGCAAAAUAUGUAGCAUUCUAAGCUGUGAAUUUAUGUAAAAAUGUAUGUUUCAGGUUAACCUAAAUGCUUAGGUUAAUAUAAUGGUUGUUAAUGGUGGUCUUUCUUUUACAUUUGUAAAUAUGUCAGUGUAUAACUGUCAAAAUACCAAAGUCGUUGUUUUGUUUUUUUGAUUAAAUGAUAAUAAACUCUC